Halichondria panicea is the source of this 2162-nucleotide messenger RNA. RefSeq lists its product as uncharacterized. The transcript has 3 exons. Bases 608 to 2092 code for a protein of 494 amino acids. Gene Ontology annotation, biological process: SCF-dependent proteasomal ubiquitin-dependent protein catabolic process. Gene Ontology annotation, cellular component: SCF ubiquitin ligase complex. NCBI's taxonomy places the organism in Eukaryota, Metazoa, Porifera, Demospongiae, Suberitida, Halichondriidae. The record is from RefSeq and is a predicted model, not a curated record.
GUAUAAUAUGUUUUAGCCACACCUACAUGUAUAGACCUUGAUUAAUUAUUGUGUAUACAUAGAUUGUACAUAGAUAGAGUCUUGAUGGCCUUUUCAGCACCUUCUCUUACAAGAAUAUGUGUUAUUAAAGUAGUAACAGACAUCAAGAAGUUUUGUUAUGGCUUGACAUUUGACGAUCUAGGAAAAUUCAAGUUCAUUGUUGGACCGUUCGAUAAUCUUUCUUCUCAAUGCAUUGAAGAGAUCUUUGAAUAUGUGAUUUUCACCAAGCAGCUGAAUUCCUCCUGGCUAUCGCUGCUCAUUGUCCCCCACUUGAGGGGCGUUGACUUCAAGCACUUUCCUGGUGGAGUUACUCCUAAACUAUUCAAAAUACUGAAGAAUCGCUGUCAUCUUCUAGAACGAGUGAUAAUUCCAAAUUGCAGAAAAAUCUCUAACGGUACACUCAAGUGAUCUGCUCGGCCAAAACCCGUCUCUCCUGGAGCUGGACAUUUCCAAUAAAGUGAGUCCUAAAGUGGAUGUCUCGAUUGUGGAAACGCUUGCGUAUUCGUGUCGGUGUUUGACCAUCUUGCAACUGUCAGACUAUCGAGCAAGUGAUCCAAGAACUCUUUUGAUGCUCUGUGGGAAGCAGGCUAUUGAAAAACAGCGAAUGACGGAACGUACUAGCUCUAUUGUGCUUGCAGACUAUUUAUCUCAAACUAUCUACUGUCAAGUUUGUGGGAAAGUGAAAUCUUCUCAAGCUUUAUCUGCAAAACAAGGUCAAUCAAGUCAGCCUAUGAAAGUGGUCACUACUGGAAAUGAAGUACAGCCAUUGCAAUUAUCAUCUCUGGACAGUGUUGCCCGUAUGUCAAUUGGAACUGAACUGUACAAUACCGAUCAUCGGCCUACUGUUGUAUCAAUCAAUAGUGUCUGCCAGUGUGCAUCUGAAGAGCCUACAGGCAAUACAUAUCAAGGGGAUGCUCAAUUUGCAAUAGAGUUAACAAACGAAGAGCGAGAAAACCAGAAAGUGGAUGACGUACAUUUAGUAGCUGCUGGUGACAAUGUUAAUUUAAAGCCAGACAACAGUGAUGAAGAUCUUUAUGAAAGCGAUGGUAGCCUUACUGCUCUUAACAUUGAAGAUUGUGGUACUCAGUAUGGAUGCCUGGAAUUGGAAACACUAUGUCUUGAUAAUGUCAACAUUACUGAUCAAGUAAUGGCAGUGCUAUUACAGUAUCUGCCUAGAUUACGCAAUUUGAAUCUUUGCGACACUGAUAUAUGUAACCCUUGGAGGCUGCUCGAUCCAUCUCAUUGUAUUCACCUCUUACAACUAGAAGAGUUGGACAUAAAAUCCACUGCUCUCUCAAGAACAGCACUCGAACUGAUACCUAAAUUUCACCCUGAUCUACAAAGAUUUUCAAUCUCCAGUACCACUUUGCCACCACACACAUACGCCAAUAUAGGUAAACUAACCGGUGUGGCUGACCUCGAAUUGAUUGGGGGGCAGUUUUAUCCCUCUGAGCCAAAAGAAAUCUUUGACAAAGGCAUUGCUCCAGCAAUACGUGGGAUCGGACAGCAUUUGAGGCUACUCAAUCUAACAUAUUUUGCUCACAUUGAGUUUGAAGUGAUCCCAAAAAGUUGCCCAAAGCUUGAACGAUUGGAUUUGAGUUGUGCUGUUGUCACAUUUUUGUAUCCUUGUGAAUCACUUGGUGACUGUUGCCCUAAUCUUAGAAACCUCAAUCUAGCUUUCUGUCACAUUGAAGCGAAAGAAGGAACAAUAGAUAACCUAGAGCCUGUUUCACCAACAAAAGCUCUACAGAAAAUGAUUGGGCAGCCUCCAAAACUCACUGAACUAAAUAUGAGUGGACUAGCGGUUAGUGAUGAAACUCUACGGAAUAUUUUCCCACGAGCUAUACAGCCUCUUCAAGUUCUGAAUUUAUCUCGUUGUAGCCUUGCUACAGUAAAUGGUAUUAAUUACAUUUGGAACAAUUGCCCGUACCUGCACACAAUAGACCUGACUUACUGCAGAGAUGUUACAGUGGGAGACUUUGCCAGCUUUGAGACUAAAUGUUUCGAGGAGCGACCAUUAUUCAAAGUAGAAGGGAAACUUAACUGGAAGUAAACAUUAAUUUAUUAAGGACUAUGCCCAUGGUAUAACUGUGAUAAUUCCCUAUGAUAUUUCUGCAGACAUG